This is a messenger RNA of Arabidopsis thaliana (thale cress), 1696 nucleotides long. It is a transcript of the gene BBX16, whose product is annotated as B-box type zinc finger protein with CCT domain-containing protein. Bases 231 to 1409 code for a protein of 392 amino acids. Gene Ontology annotation, molecular function: zinc ion binding. Gene Ontology annotation, biological process: regulation of DNA-templated transcription. The record is from RefSeq and is marked reviewed. Lineage: Eukaryota; Viridiplantae; Streptophyta; Magnoliopsida; Brassicales; Brassicaceae. Gene Ontology annotation, cellular component: nucleus. The transcript is spliced from 2 exons.
AGAAUUAUGAGUUUUUAUUUAUAUUUCUAUCUCCACUCCAAAUAAUUUAGACCACACAAGGUAAUGAAAAAAUAAUAAUUCUGAAAAAAAUGAAAAAUACUGCCGGGAAAUCGAGACGCCACACACACUAGUGAAUUCGUUGCAAAACCAUAUAUAUUACAGUAUUUUGUUCUUCUCAAGGCCUCUCUCUCCAUCUCAGCAACUCUCUCACUGUGUAAUAUACACACACAAUGGUGGUCGAUGUAGAGAGCCGAACCGCGAGCGUGACAGGAGAGAAGAUGGCGGCGCGUGGCUGUGAUGCGUGCAUGAAGAGAUCACGUGCUAGUUGGUACUGUCCAGCCGAUGACGCUUUCCUAUGCCAAAGCUGCGACGCCUCGAUCCACUCGGCUAACCAUUUAGCGAAACGGCACGAACGUGUCCGGUUACAAUCAUCUUCGCCGACGGAGACGGCAGACAAAACGACGUCGGUAUGGUACGAAGGAUUCAGGAGAAAGGCGAGAACGCCUAGGAGCAAGAGUUGUGCGUUUGAGAAGUUGUUGCAAAUCGAGUCAAACGAUCCUCUUGUUCCGGAGCUUGGUGGAGACGAAGAUGAUGGCUUUUUCUCGUUCUCCUCCGUAGAAGAAACCGAGGAGAGUCUGAAUUGUUGCGUGCCUGUUUUCGAUCCUUUCUCAGACAUGCUGAUUGAUGAUAUAAACGGCUUUUGCUUAGUUCCUGAUGAAGUCAAUAACACUACUACUAAUGGAGAAUUAGGAGAAGUCGAGAAGGCAAUCAUGGACGAUGAAGGUUUUAUGGGGUUCGUGCCAUUGGAUAUGGAUCUUGAGGAUCUCACUAUGGACGUGGAGAGUUUACUUGAGGAAGAACAACUUUGCUUGGGAUUCAAGGAACCAAACGAUGUUGGAGUCAUCAAAGAAGAGAAUAAAGUAGGGUUUGAGAUUAAUUGUAAGGAUUUGAAGAGGGUGAAAGAUGAAGAUGAAGAAGAAGAAGAAGCCAAGUGUGAAAAUGGAGGAUCAAAGGAUAGUGAUAGAGAAGCAUCAAAUGAUAAAGAUAGAAAGACAAGUUUGUUUCUGAGAUUAGAUUAUGGAGCUGUGAUUAGUGCUUGGGAUAAUCACGGUUCGCCGUGGAAAACCGGAAUCAAACCGGAGUGCAUGUUGGGAGGGAACACGUGUCUGCCUCAUGUUGUGGGUGGGUACGAGAAAUUGAUGUCGAGCGACGGAUCGGUGACACGUCAGCAAGGGAGAGACGGAGGAGGAUCGGACGGGGAGAGAGAGGCGAGGGUUUUGAGGUACAAGGAGAAGCGGAGGACGAGGUUGUUCUCAAAGAAAAUAAGAUAUGAGGUUCGGAAACUUAACGCUGAGCAGAGACCUCGAAUCAAAGGUCGUUUCGUGAAGAGGACGUCACUUUUGACGUGAUUUGAUUUACUUUAAUCAACACUUUAAAGAUCUUGUAAUUAAGACCUUUGAAGUAAUUGUCGUAAUGUACUGAAUAAUGAACUGAAACUCUUGGGGCCGAUGGUUGUGUAGACUUGUAGCCGGCAACUAUGAUUUUAUAGAUUGAUUGAUUGAGUAAUUUAUUGUAUAUAUCAAAUGAAAACUCUUUGUUUAUCAAAUGAAUUGGAGAAAAAAGCCAUAAUGUGUGAUAAUAACGAACACUAAAAAAUUCGUAGCGAAGACAUGUUACAAAGAAAACAAGUGUAAUU